AUGGUUCACUGGACAUCCGAUGAGAAGGCCACCAUCGUAUCUGUGUUUGGCAAAGUUGAUCUUGAGCAUGAUGGUGGAGAUGCCCUUGGAAGGUUAGAAUGCUAGUUACUAUUUUCACUGAAGAAACAGUCUUAUAUCUGUAUAGAAAUAUUACAUAAAAUAGAAAUAUAUGGUUGGUUAUAUUUAAUUACUAGAGGUGGUACCUACAUUAUUUGAAUGUUUUGCUUUUUGAAUAUUUGCAGUUUUCAGUUUUGUCUUUUGAUUAAUUGUUUAAAUAUACCUAACCUAAGAAAUUUAUUUCUGGAUGAAUCAUAUAUUUUUAUAGAUACUGAAUAAGCAAAAUUGCUUAAAAUGAGUCCUUUACUGUUUUUUUAGAAUUGGACAUGUAUUCUAUUUUACAUUAGAGAUAUUUAUGUUUUGUUUUUGUUUGUUUUUAAAGUGUUUUAACAUAUGUUAUACAGUUUUAUUAUAAUAAAAGUGCUUUACAGAAACAUGCUAAAUCUAUUGCCUAGUCAGAAAUGUAUUUAUUCUAUUUGAAAAUUGCUUUUCUCUCUCAUUAGACUGCUCCUUGUGAACCCUUGGACCCAGAGGUAUUUCAGUUCUUUCGGAGACCUGUCCAACGCAUCCGCAAUUGCUGGAAAUUCCAAAGUACAGGCCCACGGCAAGAAGGUCCUGGGAGCGAUUAACAAUGCAGCCCACCACUUGGAUACCAUUAAGACCACUCUACACGACCUCAGUGAUGACCAUGCCAACAAACUGUAUGUGGAUCCAGAGAAUUUCAGGGUAUGUAUUUAUUAUUUUUAUGUAUUUUAUGUAUUUAUUAUUUUUAUGUAUUUUAUUAUGUAUUGUAUAAUUAUUUUAUCUCUUUAAUGUAAUACUUUCAAUAGUCAGGUAGUUAUGCAUAGUAAUUUACAAUUUUGUCCAACUAAUUGACUAACAUUUUUUAUACUUACUUUUUAUUAUUUUUAUUAUUGGUAUUUUUAUUAAUUAAUUUUGUAUCAGUUUAUGGCUGGUAAUAAAAAAUAUUUUCUGUAAGGUUGCAAUAGAAAAACAUAGGUAUGGAAAAUGUUUACUUAUUUGAUAAAAACAUAUUUAUUAUGGUGGAAUUAAAGCUCUAUAGACCAUCCUCAGUUAAUGCUUUAUAUUGUGCUUUUUGCAGCGUUUCAGUGAAGUGUUCGUGAUUGUCCUGGCUAAUAAACUAGGAUCUUCUUUCACGCCUUCAGUUCAAGCCGCCAUAGAUAAAUUCUUUGCAGUUGUGGUGGAUGGUCUCAGCCACGGCUAUCAUUAA
Messenger RNA from Pelobates cultripes (western spadefoot toad), 1288 nucleotides. The record is from the annotation of a GenBank genome assembly. NCBI's taxonomy places the organism in Eukaryota, Metazoa, Chordata, Amphibia, Anura, Pelobatidae.